UAACAGGACAAUGCAGAGGAAUAUCCGAGUGAUUUCCUGCCAUGCCCUGACAUUGGGUCUCCGUUCUCCUUGGGGGCUUGGAUUCCCUUGCCGUACCCCGAGAGGUCUCCAGACACUGGGAACACAGUUCAGCUCCUUCUCCACAGCGAGCCAGGCUGCUGUCCCAAACAAUUUCACCGAUUAUGACUCCAUGAGACAGCAGUAUCAGCUGCACAUGCCAGAGUACUUCAACUUCGCGAGUGACGUCCUGGAUAAGUGGAGUGACAGGAGACAGGCUGCCAAUGCAGGGUCAGAGGUGGCCCUCUGGUGGGUGAACGGACAAGGUGGAGAAGUGAAGUGGAGCUUCCCUGAGCUGGGAGAAUUGUCCAGGAAGGUGGCGAACAUCCUGACAGACGCCUGUGGGCUGGGAGCGGGCGAUCGGAUUCUUCUCAUCCUGCCCAGGAUUCCCGAGUGGUGGCUCGUCAAUGUGGCGUGCUUCCGGACAGGCACCGUGCUGAUCCAUUGCUCGACCCAGUUGACGGCCAAAGACAUUCUGUACAGGCUGCAAGUCUCGACCAAGUGCAUCAUUACAGACGAUAGCUUGGCACAAGCAGUGGACUCAGUGACGUCUGCCUGUCCCUCAGUCAAAGUCAAACUGAUUGUAUCAGACAAGCGCAGGAACGGGUGGCUCAACUUGCAGGACCUUUUCAGAGAUACAUCACCCGACCACGAGUGUGUGAAGAGCAAGAGCUCAGAUAUGAUGGCCAUUUUCUUUACCAGUGGGACUACUGGAGCCCCGAAAAUGACCCAACAUACACACGGCAGCUUUGGCGUGGGCCUGAUAGUCAAUGGGAGGUACUGGCUGGACCUGACUACCUCCGAUGUGAUGUGGAAUACUUCAGACACCGGCUGGGGCAAGUCUGUCUGGAGCAGUCUAUUCGCAACAUGGGUUCAAGGCUCCUGCGUCUUUGUCCAUCACUUGCCGCGGUUUCAAUCUCAGACCGUGCUGGAGACCUUGUCCAGAUAUCCAGUCACUACCUUCUGCUCUGCACCUACUGUCUAUCGCAUGUUGGUCCAACACAAUCUCUCCAGCUACAGAUUCAAAAGCCUGCAGCACUGUGUGAGCGCAGGGGAACCCAUCAACCCCGAGGUGAUGGAGAAGUGGAAAGAGCAGACAGGCCUCGACAUCUACGAAGGAUAUGGCCAGACUGAGACUGUCCUGAUCUGUGGAAACUUCAGCAUGAAAAUUAAACCUGGUUCCAUGGGGAAGCCAUCACCAGCCUAUGACGUUCAGAUUAUAGAUGAGAACUGUAAGCCGGUGUCUCUGGGAACAGAGGGAAACAUCGCCAUCAGGGUGGAGCCUGUCCGACCCCUCAACUUCUUCUCCGGAUAUCUUGGAGAUCCCGAGAGAACGGCCUUGUCGAUGCGGGGGGGCUUUUACCUGACGGGAGACCGGGGGCUGGAGGAUGAGGACGGCUACAUCUGGUUUGUGGGAAGGUCGGAUGAUGUCAUUCUCUCCUCAGGGUAUCGUAUUGGACCAUUCGAGGUGGAGAGCGCUUUGAUCGAGCACCCAGCGGUGGCUGAGUCUGCAGUGGUCAGCAGCCCCGAUCCUAUCAGAGGAGAGGUUGUCAAGGCCUUUGUCAUUCUGACUCCCGGCUACACUUCACACAGUCCCGAGGAGUUAAUUACCGAGUUACAGGAACACGUGAAGAAAGUGACCGCCCCAUACAAGUACCCACGGAAGAUUGAAUUUGUGCAGCAACUUCCCAAAACCAUUAGUGGGAAAAUUCAGAGAAUCAAGUUACGGAAUAAAGAAUGGGGAAGAGCUUCCCACUGAACAUCGUAAAUUAGAAUCAUUAAUUACAAAUACAGUAAAAUGGUUCAAAUAAAUACAAUAAUCUCUUACAUUUGAGACAUCCCAAAACCCUUCACUAUGAAAUGUAGUAAUCUUUUUGUUGGGUGAUUACAGCAGCCAAUUUGCACACAGCCAUGAAGUUAGACUAAAUUUAUGAUCGUCAGGGACACCUGGAAAAAAAACUCGCUUCUUUUCAAAUGGUGCCAUUGGAAUGUUUAACAUU
This is a messenger RNA of Callorhinchus milii (elephant shark), 2057 nucleotides long. RefSeq names its product acyl-CoA synthetase medium chain family member 3 (gene acsm3). Lineage: Eukaryota; Metazoa; Chordata; Chondrichthyes; Chimaeriformes; Callorhinchidae. Gene Ontology annotation, cellular component: mitochondrial matrix. Gene Ontology annotation, biological process: fatty acid biosynthetic process; acyl-CoA metabolic process. The record is from RefSeq and is a predicted model, not a curated record. Gene Ontology annotation, molecular function: fatty-acyl-CoA synthase activity; fatty acid ligase activity.